Stegodyphus dumicola is the source of this 981-nucleotide messenger RNA. RefSeq lists its product as uncharacterized. NCBI's taxonomy places the organism in Eukaryota, Metazoa, Arthropoda, Arachnida, Araneae, Eresidae. The record is from RefSeq and is a predicted model, not a curated record.
UGAAUUUCCUAGGGUAAAAUAUUUUUCGCGUGUCCUUACUAGAGCUUAACACGUUUAAUCCGAAAAAAAUGUGGAUCUUUAUUUUCGCCUCUCUUCUAAUCUUCUGCUCAGGUGAUUCCGAAUCUGAAAUUUGCGAACAGAGAUACCAGGAUGCAUGUCCCUUAGAAUCAUUACCCAAGCUCGAUGAUUUAAGCAGCGAAGAAGUAUUGAACACGCUUUGUCCAGUUGUGAAGGAUCACAUACAAUGCAUCGACGGUUACGAGAGAAUCUGCAACGUUAAACUUUUCAACUUUCCUGAAGAGUACGAAAACGUAAGAAAUCUCUUGAUCGAUAUUUGUAACGAAACCACUCAACUCCACCAUGAGGUAUUAGAAGCGAUUCCGUGUCUUAGAUACGCAGCAAAGGAUAUCCAAAAAACCUGUCCAGAUGAUAGAAGUGAGUUACUGCAGCUCUACGAACAAUAUGUGGAAGAUGAGAUUGUAAAAGAAGGUCGAGUUGAUCUCGAAGAAGAACGUCACAAAUACAACUGCUUAGAGAUGUUGUACGAUGUAUCCUGCCUAGCAGAUUAUACUCUGAAUAACUGCGGCGGUCACGCAAGAGAUGGUGUUCUGGAAAUAUUCUAUCGCACUGGCACCAUACACAACAGAUGUUCUCGUGCAGUCGUUUCUGGUGUCUUCGACGUCAUUGCAGAGUUGAAUAUUGAAGAAUCUCGCAAGAAUUCCUUACUGAGCAAUGUCUUUAAAUUCACAAAAAAAUGACUAAAGACAAUAUUUCUUAUUACUAUUUCCAACUAAAAUAAGAUCUACAGGACUGUAACUGUACCCGUAAUAUAUUUUCAUCUUAAGGUAUCCAACUACAUAUGGGGCACACAUUUUGAAAAAUAGUCCAAAUAAAUGUAUUACUAGUGUUUUUAACUGCUUAAAAUGAUAAAAAUAGGUGUAAACGUAUUUUUAUCAUUUUAAGCGUAUUUUUAUCAUCAAA